This is a messenger RNA of Erigeron canadensis, 2598 nucleotides long. RefSeq names its product cullin-3A-like. The coding region runs from base 218 to 2419 and encodes 733 amino acids. Gene Ontology annotation, biological process: protein ubiquitination; ubiquitin-dependent protein catabolic process. Gene Ontology annotation, cellular component: cullin-RING ubiquitin ligase complex. The record is from RefSeq and is a predicted model, not a curated record. The transcript is spliced from 2 exons. NCBI's taxonomy places the organism in Eukaryota, Viridiplantae, Streptophyta, Magnoliopsida, Asterales, Asteraceae. Gene Ontology annotation, molecular function: ubiquitin protein ligase binding.
CCAAUCAAUCAAUCAAUCAAUCAAAGACAAAAUACCUUCUCAACUCCAACUUCCAAUUUCAUUUUCCGAAUUCAUUUUAUAACCGAUUUAUCCAAAAUUUUGAAAUACUACGUUUUAUAUAUCCUGUAUAUAUAUAAUUAUAUUAGACUUUUAGAGACAGAUAUAGAUAUAGAUUUGCAUAUACAUAUAUAGAUACAGCUGGGGUUUUGAAUCGGAGAUGAGUUCACAGAAGAAGAGGAAUUUCCAGAUUGAAGCGUUUAAGCAUCGAGUUGUUGUGGAUCCGAAAUAUGCGGAGAAAACAUGGAAGGUUUUAGAACACGCGAUUCAUGAGAUUUAUAAUCAUAACGCCAGUGGCCUUAGCUUUGAAGAGCUUUACAGAAAUGCGUACAACAUGGUCCUGCACAAAUUUGGAGACAAGUUAUACUCUGGACUUGUAUCGACCAUGACUUCACAUUUAAAAGAAAUAGCAGCAGCAGUUGAAGCAUCUCAAGGGGCUUUGUUUCUAGAAGAGUUGAACAAAAAAUGGAUGGAACACAACAAAGCAUUGCAAAUGAUAAGAGACAUAUUAAUGUACAUGGAUAGAACUUACAUUCCAAGUAAUCACAAAACUCCGGUUCAUGAGCUUGGCCUGAACUUAUGGAGAGAUCACAUUAUUCACUCCAAAAAUAUCCAAAUGAGGUUAAAAGAUACACUCCUGGAAAUCGUGGAGAGGGAAAGAGGCAGUGAAGUUAUUAACCGAGGUUUAAUGAGAAACAUAGUGAAAAUGCUAAUGGACCUUGGUCCAUCUGUUUACCAAGAAGACUUUGAGAAGCCAUUUCUUGAUGUCUCAACCAACUUUUACCGUGGGGAAUCUCAGCAGUUUAUUGAAUGCUGUGAUUGCGGGGAUUAUCUAAAAAAAGCUGAGAAACGUUUGAAUGAAGAGAUUGAACGAGUGUCACACUACUUAGAUGCUAAGAGUGAGGUGAAGAUAACAAAUGUGGUGGAGAAGGAGAUGAUUGAAAGUCAAAUGAGCAGAUUAGUUUACAUGGAGAACUCUGGCUUGGUUAAUAUGAUUGUGGAUGACAAAUAUGAAGAUAUGGGCAGGAUGUACAACUUAUUCCGUAGGGUACCUAAUGGUCUAACGUUAAUCCGUGACGUGAUGACUUCUCACAUUCGGGAAACUGGUAAACAACUGGUGACUGAUCCCGAAAAGUUAAAAGAUCCCGUGGACUUUGUACAACGCCUAUUGGAUGAAAAAGAUAAACAUGAUAAAAUCAUUAAUCUUGCAUUUAACAACGAUAAAACGUUCCAAAAUGCUCUAAAUUCUUCGUUUGAAUAUUUUAUUAAUUUGAACCCCCGGUCCCCGGAAUUCAUCUCCUUGUUUGUUGAUGACAAGCUCAGGAAAGGACUGAAAGGGGUUAGUGAAGAGGAUGCAGAGAUAGUCUUAGACAAGGUGAUGAUGCUCUUUCGUUAUCUACAGGAGAAAGAUGUAUUUGAAAAGUAUUACAAGCAACAUCUGGCAAAAAGGCUUCUUUCGAGUAAGAGUGUGUCUGAUGACGCAGAGAGAAGCUUGAUACUGAAGUUGAAAACAGAAUGUGGGUACCAAUUUACUUCAAAAUUGGAAGGUAUGUUCACCGACAUGAAGACUUCUCAGGAUACAAUGCAAGGUUUCUAUGAAGCCAUGGGACCUGUAUUAGGCGAUGGACCCACACUCGAUGUACAUGUUUUAACCACUGGCUCUUGGCCGACUCAGUCCAGCACCGCGUGCAACCUUCCUCCCGAAAUCCUAGCAGUUUGUGAAAAGUUCAGGACGUAUUACCUUGGGACCCACAAUGGACGUAGGUUAACAUGGCAAACAAACAUGGGUUCUGCAGAUAUUAAAGCUACAUUUGGGAAAGGGCAGAAACACGAGCUAAACGUUUCUACAUAUCAAAUGUGUGUUCUGAUGCUUUUCAACAAUGCAGAUCGGUUGAGUUAUAGAGAAAUUGAACAGGCGGUUGAGAUUCCCACCAUGGAAUUAAAAAGGUGUUUGCAGUCCUUGGCUUGUGCAAAGGGAAAGAAUGUUUUGAGGAAAGAACCAAUGAGCAAAGAUAUCAGUGAAGAUGAUGACUUCUUCUUUAAUGAUAAGUUCUCAAGCAAGUUUUAUAAAGUGAAGAUAGGUAUGGUGGUGGCGCAGAAGGAAUCAGAACCUGAAAAGUUAGAAACGAGGCAGAGGGUGGAGGAAGACAGAAAGCCUCAGAUCGAAGCGGCUAUUGUUAGAAUUAUGAAAGCGAGACGGGUGCUGGAUCACAACAAUAUUGUGGCUGAGGUUACAAAACAAUUACAGUCUAGAUUCCUACCAAAUCCAGUAGUUAUAAAGAAAAGAAUCGAGUCUCUUAUUGAAAGGGAGUUCUUAGAGAGGGACAGAGAAGACAGAAAGUUGUAUCGAUAUUUGGCUUGAAGGAAAAAGAAGCGCUUGAUUACUGUUAUGUCAAUUAUGUAGUUUCAUUAUGUUUUGGGUGGUGGAAAAUGGGAUUAUUCUUGAAAUGAUAGUUUCGUUUUGAUACUUGAUAUAUAGUAUGAUUUCGUUUUAUGCAAAAAUAUAUUGCAUUUUAUUGUGAGUAUUACAUUGUUUUGAAA